Poeciliopsis prolifica (blackstripe livebearer) is the source of this 2543-nucleotide messenger RNA. RefSeq names its product EPS8-like 3b (gene eps8l3b). The record is from RefSeq and is a predicted model, not a curated record. Gene Ontology annotation, cellular component: plasma membrane; vesicle; ruffle membrane. Lineage: Eukaryota; Metazoa; Chordata; Actinopteri; Cyprinodontiformes; Poeciliidae. Gene Ontology annotation, biological process: regulation of Rho protein signal transduction; Rho protein signal transduction; positive regulation of ruffle assembly. Bases 417 to 2381 code for a protein of 654 amino acids. The transcript has 20 exons. Gene Ontology annotation, molecular function: actin binding.
ACGAAACUUAAACCUUCUUGAGCUGCUUUGUUGCAUAAACAUCGAACAAUUCUUGAGACCUUAGAUAAGUCUGAAGAAGGCUAUAUAAAGCUGCACCUACCCUUUGGAUUCAUAAUGAGUCACAGCGUUUUUGCCCUUCAGGUGGCAAAUCAGGCCGCCCCUCUUGAUCCGUCACUCCUGUCAGAACGUUGCACUUUGAGCCUUGAGCUUGCAGGCGGAAGUCCAGGACAUUUUCUAGGCGAUGGUCUUUGGUAUCAGAUGUUUUGUGCCAUCAGACGUGUCGGAGGGAAGUUAAUUUUGACUGGAGCGAUGACUCCGGAGCGGAGCUGAUACUCAGAGACGUCCUUCUUCUGCUGGUUGGAGUAAAUUCCAGAUUAUCCUCGCCGCCCUGAAGUGUGAACCUCAGUAGAUCCAUAAUGCUUGGAAACGGCCGACCUUUCUCCUACUCCCCGAGGGGUUUCUCUCAGGAGGAUUUCCCUCAGAGGCGAGCGUUUCACCAAGAUGAGCCCAAAGAAUCCCUGCUGCAGAGAAACAGCAUGUCCAGACCCAGUGGAAAAUCCAUCUACAUGCAGAGAAAAGAGUAUGCAGAGAUGCUCAACAAAAACCCAGACAGCUUUCAAGUCAGAGUGGAGCAUCUGCUCAUCUGUGAGCUGGACGGCCAGGAGCUGAGGUCAGAGAACGACUGUGUGACCAAGCUCAAGGAGCUGGACGGCAAAGGUCGUCUGUGGCCCCAAGAGAUGAUCUUAGAGAUAAAGGGAGCCUAUGUGGUGCUCUGUGACAUUGAGACCAAGGCGGAGCUGGAUGCGAUACCUCUGACGAGCAUCGUGAAAACCCGUGCGGUCCUGGAAAGCUGCGCCUACAACUCUCUGCUGGUGGUGACCGUGCAGGAAGCCCGCAGGCGCGGCCCUCAGGUCUUCAUGUUCCAGUGCGAGGAGACGGGGGCAGAGCUCAUUAAGGCUGAUCUGGACAAGGCAAUGCAGAGAGGAGGCGGUGAUAUAGAGCCACGCAGGAUGACGCCUGACAUCAGUCGCCAGAGUGCAAGCAGUUUCCGGCAGGAUAGGUUCAGUCCUAUGCAGCAGGAGGAGAACCUGCCGCCUGCAGACUACGUGGCCCCGCAGUGGGACAGCAGACAGCCAGAUUACAGACCUGACUCGCGUCCUUAUUCUCCACAAGAAGAGAUGUCGAACUAUUCCGAUUUUCACGAUUCAGACAUGGCUCUGCAGCGAGCGGAGAUGGAGAGAAACACGGACAUUUUUAACCACAUUUUAACUGAUGUGGAGAUCUUCGGGGCCAGAGUAGGACAAGUUAUGAAUACAGCUCCGGAGAAAGAAAGCAAGGGCAAGAUUAAGUUUCCAAAAAAGAAAAAAUCCAAAUCAAAUGCAUCCAAUCUGCCACAAUGGAAUGAAUAUGUCGCCUUUCUUCAGAAAAUCAAAUAUGCAUUCAAUCUGCUGGGCCAGCUGAAUGGAGCCCUAGACAACCCCAGUGCUGAUGUAUAUGUGCAUAUCUUCUUCUCUUUCCUGGGCAAUAUCGUUCCUCUGUAUCCCCAAGAUUUACCUCCAACAGUCACCUCUCCCCUGCUGACGGACGAGGCUGUGAGGUUCCUCAAUCAAGUUUUGGAUCCCCAGGAGAAACACCUCUGGACGAAUCUGGGAGAAUGCUGGAACAUUCCCAGGUCUUCCUGGCUGGGCAAUGUCGAUCCUUACAUCCCAGAGUUUUAUGACGGCUGGCAGCCUCCCGCACCCCUUCACUCCCCUCCUGAUCCUCAGCGGAACCAGACACUGAACAGAAACAACAGCCAGCGCUUUCCGCCCGGACCAAUGAACAAUGACCGGAGCUACUCGCCCAGAGCUACGGUUCAGCGCUCUCAGCCCAGGUCCAACGGUCCAAUGAGGUCGCAGCCAUCUCAAUACCCGACCGAGCCACCGCUCUUCAUGCGAGUCAUGUACAACUUCUCAGCAAGGAACAGUCAGGAGCUGACCGUCACACAGGGAGAGAUGGUUCAGGUGGUCCAGAAAUCUAGGCCGUGGUGGCUCGUUCGAAACUCCCGUAACGAGGAGGGCAACGUUCCUCCAAACAUUUUGGAGCAAGCCGAGAACGAGUCCUCAGAAGAGCAGCCGUGGGACUCACGGCGUCAGGUUACCCUCGACUACAACUCCACUCCUGCAGACGUGAAAGCAUGGCUUGAGAGCAAAAACUUCUCUAGAAUCACCGUGUCCAGCCUUGGAGUCCUGACUGGAAGGCUGCUUCUGGGAAUGACCAAAGACGAGAUCAGGACGGUGUGCCCGGAAGAAGCUGGAAAAGUCUACUUCCAGCUUCAAGGCAUUAGGACACAACUUGCACUUGCCAGUGAGCAGUCACAAAUGUACAACAACCGCUACUGACAACAACCACAGGUGUGAUGCUUAAACUUCUGGACUUAACGGUUCUGGAUCCCUACAGAUCCGUUCUCACUCUUAGGAUCUACAGACCUUUAUCCAACCUGGCUUGUUUAUUUCAAAAAGUAUGGCCUGAUUUUGUAUAGCAUAUAAAAAAAAUAAAUCAGU